CUGAGCGGCUCUUACUCUGAUCACAGUGCUGACUCACUAAUCUAAACUGGGAGUUUAAUGUCUUUACUGCUGUACAAGCUUUGUUCUCAAACGUUCACCAAACGGCCACCAAGAGCAGUUUUUACUUCUUCAAGCACAGAAGAAGUGGAGACCAAAAAAUAGCAGAAGUAGGAGAGUUUGAGCGAGCGUCAUGUCUCGGUGCCGCCCCCACACACUGGGAGAGGAAACUCUAUCAGAAGUGAUAAACGGCUGAGUGUGAGGUAACAGGGAGUGAGAGAAGCAGAGAAAGGUUGCAGAGGACAAGAGAACAAGAGCCGGGUUGAGAGAGAAAACCACGGAAAAGAGGGACAAACAGAGUUCAUGAGGAAGAGUCAGUGAAGGCAAGUACAAAGUCAGCUGCCUCAGUCAUCCAGCACUGACAGCUCUGCUGAUCACAUGGGCUGAUGUCAGCCCUCGUUGCGUUUUCCCUCCAACCAGUGGAAAAGAGGAGACACAUGUCCACACCGUUACAAAUGAGGAUUGGACACACAGAGCAAAGCAUCCCCGUGCUAGAAAAUUAAGAAGGCAUUCUUUAGGAAAAGGCCUACACCAGAUGACUGAUGGGACUCCCUGAUGGAAACGUAUGAGCAUUUCUGCACCACCGCUGACGUCUGGAUAAUAUACUUGAAUUCAGGAGAAAAGGUGUCACAGAGGAUCUCCACCCCUAUUCCAGAAUGACCUCGGAGUAAGCAAAUAAGGAUCAGCACUUUUAGGAGCUUCAGGGCGAACCCUCAGAACUGGACAAAUGAGAGGAAAAUGAAUGAAAGCGAAAUCAAAUGUGGCAAUGCAACAGAUAUAAAGGAAUACCAGCAUUACAUCUAUGCCAUCAUCUACUCUGUAAUUCUGGUUCCGGGGCUGAUCAGCAACGUUCUUGCUCUCUGGGUUUUCCAUGUGUACGUGAAGGAGACAAAGAAGGCUGUGAUCUUCAUGAUCAACCUGGCCAUCGCAGACUUGCUGCAGGUGCUUUCGUUACCUCUGCGCAUUUACUACUACCUGAACAAAUCCUGGCCUUUCGGUCAUGCCCUCUGCAUGUUUUGCUUCUAUCUGAAAUAUGUCAACAUGUACGCCAGCAUCUACUUCCUGGCGUGCAUCAGUGUGAGACGGUGCCUGCUCAUCAUCUACCCACUGCGCUACAAUGCGAUGAAGAGGUGGCGGGACAGGGGCUGGUGUGCGGUGGGCUGGUUCAUCGUCUGUAUCGGAUGUCUGCCUUUUCCCCUACUGAGAAAAGUAGACUCUCCUAUGCAAGAGAUUUGCUUCUCAGAGCUGCCGAUGGUGUCGCUGUCCAUGGCUAGCGGAGUGACUCUUGUUACCAUGGCCGAGAUCGCGGGUUUCUUGUUACCACUGGGUCUGGUCCUCACCUGCACAUGGCUAACCGCUGCAAGCCUGCGAGAAAAGAACUGCAUCUUGCAAGAUGCCGGCGAAAAGCGCAAAGCACUGAAGAUGGUGCUGAGCUGUGCCUGCGUCUUCCUGGUCUGUUUCAUGCCUUAUCACAUCACCUUCCCUCUGGACUUCUUGGCCAAGUCAAAAAACGUUAGCUGCACAUUCAGGAACGCUGUCCUACGCUCCCAUCCUAUAACCUUGUGUCUGGCCAGCUUCAACUCCUGCCUGGACCCAGUGAUGUACUAUUUCACCACUGAUGAGUUCAAGCGGCGUCUCUCCAGGCCAGAGCUGCCGGAGAGCUUCCAUUUGCACCGCAGGAUCUCCUGCACAAUGACCGAGGUGACGGCACUGCAGUCUGAGCAAAAAGAGUGAAGGUAUCCCUCAAGACAUUGUGAAGACAGAACCUCAAAUAGCAACAGCAAAGACUCCAGGACAGACCACUUUACUGUAGUAACUGUUGUUGAGGGUAAGACCCCACAAAUCCUGCAGACUAAGCUUGAGAAUAAAUCUGAGGAAGGGCCCUUUAAGCCCUUCACAUUUGCUCCUAUGUUCCUUAUGUCGAUGUUCCUUACUCAGGAGAACUUCUGAUGGGGAAUAUAAAUGAUCUAUGCACUGUGAGCCCAGUAGUGUAAAAUAGUCGCUGCAGAAUAUUUAUGAAUGAAUAUUUAUGGCCCUGUUAAAGCGUCAAAGGGAUGUGUAUUAUGUAAAAAAUCUGAUGAGUGCUCACUUAAAUAAGUGUUCAAUAAAGUCAUUAAGCUGUGCUAACAGUAAGUGACAUUUUCAAAACAAUGUCAAGAGCAUCUCCUCUCAUAAAUAUGGGGAACAUAAGGAUUAUGCAAUAGUGAAAUCUUGUGACCAAUAAACGCAGCAAAGCUUCACACAAACACACACUAAUUUCAUAAAAAGACAUUUUAAGAAAAGGGACAUGUUGGUCACUUGGACGAAAAUAAAACAAAAGCACUUUUCUAAA
Molecule: messenger RNA, 2389 nt
Organism: Pygocentrus nattereri (red-bellied piranha)
Lineage: Eukaryota; Metazoa; Chordata; Actinopteri; Characiformes; Serrasalmidae
Gene: gpr174
Product: G protein-coupled receptor 174
Exons: 2
Coding region: 796-1791 (331 amino acids)
Biological process (GO): positive regulation of Rho protein signal transduction; phospholipase C-activating G protein-coupled receptor signaling pathway
Cellular component (GO): membrane
Molecular function (GO): G protein-coupled receptor activity
Source: RefSeq, a predicted model, not a curated record